GAGAUGAGGUUGUGUGUAUAUAAAAGCUUACGUCUGGAAGCGAACAGCACAGUUCGACGAGAUGGCUCGACUUGCUAUAGCUGCGUUGGCUCUGGGCCUCUUCGCUUGCGCAUGCGCGGCGCCAGGAUACGGGGGCGGAAGUGGUAGCCUCGGAGGUGGAAGUGGCGGAGGCGGUGGUUUUGGAGGCGGCGGAGGCGGUGGCUUUGGAGGCGGCGGAGGCAAGGGCGGUUACGGCGGCGGUAGCCACGGAGGCGACAGCGGUGGUAGCCACGGAGGCGGUGGUGGUAGCCACGGAGGCGGCGGUGGUUUUGGCAGCGGCGGCGGUGGUGGUUCUGGAGGCGGCGGCGGUGGUAGCCACGGAGGCGGCGGUGGUUUGGGCAGCGGCGUCGGUGGUGGUUCUGGAGGCGGCGGCGGUGGUAGCCACGGAGGUGGUGGUGGUAGCCACGGAGGCGGCAGUGGUAGCCACGGAGGCGGCGGUGGUAGCCACGGAGGCAGCGGUGGUUUUGGCAGCGGCGGCGGUAGUGGUCAUGGAGGCGGCGGUGGAUUUGGAGGAGGAAGCGGCGGCGGCAACGGUGGCGGCUUCGGUGGCGGCCACGGUGGCGGUGGCGGCGGCGGGGGCGGAGGCGGGCAUGGAGGUGGCGGAUAUGGUGGUCACAAAGGUGGAUAUGGACGUUAAUCUCCAUUGGAACACCGGCACACGAGAAACAUCCAAAAGCAUAAUGUGAUAUAAGAUAGAUUUUAUUGUUUUUCAUUUCUUACUCUAUUUUACGACUGUAUGUGUUUUUUCAAUAAAUAUAUAUAUUUUAAUAUACGACAUGUUGAUUGAA
Messenger RNA from Bombyx mori (domestic silkworm), 827 nucleotides. Its product is annotated as glycine-rich cell wall structural protein-like. NCBI's taxonomy places the organism in Eukaryota, Metazoa, Arthropoda, Insecta, Lepidoptera, Bombycidae. The coding region runs from base 62 to 676 and encodes 204 amino acids. The transcript has 3 exons. The record is from RefSeq and is marked validated.